AUGGAGAUCGGCGUCUUGUUGGUGGUCGUGGGGAUGGAUGGGGGACACCUCAAGGGAGAGUGGAACGGGAUGAUGCUGACCCUGACGUGCAAGGACGCCAACAACGAGAUGAUCCACGUGGCGACGGUGAUCGGACCCAAGGAGGACACCUCCCUCUACAAGACAUUGCUGCGCAACUGCAAGAAGAACCCGAAGAUGAGGGACCUGCUGGAAGACUCGAAGACAACCUUCUUCACGGACCAGCACAAGGGGGCGACCUGUGCGCUGCGGGGAGAGGCCCCGCUGGCGCAGCACCGGUACUGCUUGAGGCACCUCAUCCUGAACUCAGAGGAGAAGAUUGGCAGCAUGUGA
Messenger RNA from Ectocarpus sp. CCAP 1310/34, 351 nucleotides. The record is from the annotation of a GenBank genome assembly. Lineage: Eukaryota; Phaeophyceae; Ectocarpales; Ectocarpaceae.